AUGGGUUUAGGAAUUUUGGAAGACCGUCAUAUGGACCAUGUGCCGGGGACGACGAGGCACUAUCACGAUCCCAACCGGACGGUCCGCGUUGAAGAACGCGCAACUAGCCUCAAGACCACCGAAGAUGGCAUUAUACUGGUGCCGCAGCCAUCCGACGACCCCAACGAUCCUCUCAACUGGCCAUUGUGGAAGCGUGAUCUGAUCACUGCUAUCUUGUCCAUCACAGCAAUCUUCGCAACGUCACUCGGCCCCAUCCUGGCAGCCAACACAAUCACGCUGUCGCUAUGGUUCGGCCAAAACCUGACCAAGGUGGCCAUCCUGACCGGCUACUUCCUACUUGGCGUCGGCGCCGCGGGGACCUUUUUCGUCCCCUCGAGCCGCAUCUGGGGCAAGCGCCAUACCUUCGUCGUCGGCCUGCUCAUCCUCAUCGGCAGCUCGGCCUGGGGCGGUGCCGUGUACAAGAAUUACGACAGCAUGGUGGGCGCGCGCGUGGUCCAGGGCAUCGGCGCCGCGCCCUACGAGGCCCUCGUCAACGCCGCCGUCGGCGACCUGUAUUUUGUGCACCAGCGAGGCAAGAGGAUGGCAUUUACCAACCUGGCCGUUUUUGGCGGCGCCUUCUUCACGCCUAUUGUGGUUGGUGUGAUCACACACUCCAUCAUGUGGUGGUGGACUUUCUACAUCGUUGCCAUCUUGUGCGCGGCCUGCCUGCCCUUGGUGUUGUUCUUCUGCCCCGAGACGGCCUACAAGCGCGACCAGUCUCUCAACACAGACAUGGCGCUAGACGACCAAGGAGGCCAUCAGCUUCACACAUUCUCCGAGGGCAGAGACAGCCCCCCGGCCCAGGGGCAGAACACAGCUGAUGAGGAGAAGUUGGUGAGUGGCAGCGCACAGCAGGGACAAAAUGAUGCAACCGCGAAACAGAUCCCGAGGAAGAAGACCUUCAGGGAGUCGAUGGCCCUCUUUGACGGCCGCAAGACGGACGAGUCGUUUUGGAAACUGCUGUUUAGACCCUUUGUGCUUCUUAUUGCCCAACCGGCAUUCCUCUGGGCGAGUUUGAUCCAGGGCACAAUGAUCGGCUGGACCGUGUUCAUCGGCGUCAUUUUGGGCAAUCUGUUCCUCGGCCCGCCCAAGUGGUGGAACGAGGUCGACACGGGAUAUGCUUACGCAGGCCCUUUUAUCGGCGCCAUCGUCGGCUUCCUCAUCUCUGGUGGAUUGUCAGACUGGUCCGCCAAGAAGCUCACCAAGUGGAACAAUGGCAUCUACGAGCCAGAGUUCCGCAUCUUGCUCACGAUUCCACAGCUCAUCAUUGGGUGUGCCUCCCUGUACGGCUUCGGUGCGACUGCCGAUGCUAUAUAUCGGAACGAGGCCGACGCUCCCGCUUUGCUGCUUUGCUUUGGGCUAGAGGUUGCGGCAAUGGUCAUCGGUGCCGUGGCAAGCUCGCUGUACAUCGUAGACGCGUAUCGGGAUCUGUCCAUUGAGGGUUUCACAUGCAUGAUUAUCUUCAAGAACUUUUUCAGUUAUGGUCUGACAUACAAGGCCUACGACUGGUGGUUGGAGCUGAAGACAGUGUCCACCCCCCUUUUCAACAUUAUCGCCACUGUUCAGCUGCUGAUCUGUCUAACGAGCAUUCCCAUGUACAUUUGGGGCAAGCGGGUUCGCAGCUACUACUACCGCCACGAUAUUCUGGCAGCAUGUGGACUCAGGUAA
Pyricularia pennisetigena is the source of this 1707-nucleotide messenger RNA. RefSeq lists its product as uncharacterized. The transcript is spliced from 10 exons. Bases 1 to 1707 code for a protein of 568 amino acids. Gene Ontology annotation, biological process: transmembrane transport. The record is from RefSeq and is a predicted model, not a curated record. Gene Ontology annotation, molecular function: transmembrane transporter activity. NCBI's taxonomy places the organism in Eukaryota, Fungi, Ascomycota, Sordariomycetes, Magnaporthales, Pyriculariaceae.